Drepanopeziza brunnea f. sp. 'multigermtubi' MB_m1 is the source of this 1965-nucleotide messenger RNA. Lineage: Eukaryota; Fungi; Ascomycota; Leotiomycetes; Helotiales; Drepanopezizaceae. The record is from RefSeq and is a predicted model, not a curated record.
AUGGAUCGUAGCAACCUUGUAACCGCCUCGGAACUCCUUGCUGCUACCGUCGAAAUCAAAAACGAAGACCGAUUACGUAAAGCCUUGCGUUCUAAGAUUACUAAGACGCUGCGCGACCAGCUUUAUUUAGAAUUUGCUAAGACUACAACCUUCAAGGACUUUCAAACUGCCCCAAGUAUAAUACUUAAUUCGCAAAGAGCUUUUAUAAUAGAGCUCGUACCGAAUCUCGCUCGGCUUAAGGAGCAGCGGUCAAGCAAAUCACCUAUUACGAGAACCGCUAAGGUAGCUCAACCCCCGUCUCUUUUCUUACCCUUUAGCGCUAAACCUUUAACAGCUUUAGCGCUAGUGCAAAUCGAUUUAAUCGAUUUAACAAAUUCUUUUCUCCCGGAAACGCUUUUAAGCCAGUUUCGAGAUAUGCGAUACCUCGACCUUACGAAGCUUCUUGGUGGUAAAACCAUGAUUAUACCCGUCACCUUUACCAAGAAUGGCCUUUCGUACAAGGUAUUUGCUUUGCUCGACUCAAAAGCUAAUAAAUCAUACACCUUAAUUAGCAUAAACCGUAAGCUUAUGUCAAUCGACAUCGCCUCCGUAGAACCUCUUUUACCCGUCAAACGCUCUCGCCAAAUAUCCAAGCACAAAAUCAAUAGAAACCUUAAAAUCAACGGCGUCUCCAGACACGCUUUCUAUAUGAUUGCUCGACAAAAAGACGUAGAACUGUUCUUUACGUCCCUUUACGAGCUCGAUUGCUUGAUCUCCGAGCCAACGCUAAUACGCUUCAUUAACGGCUCUAUCUUUGCUAUCGACUUCGCAGCAGAACUAUCAGAGCUCACUAACGACCUUCCUAUCCCUUUCGAAUACUCCGAUUAUACACACGUAUUUUCUAAGGCUGCUAGCAACGUGCUAGCACUACACAAGCCUUACGACUAUAAAAUCGAGCUUCUUGAAAGAAGGGAGAAGGCGCUUCGGUACUCACUAUUGUACAAGAUAUCAAUCCUUAAGCUAAAGCUUACUAAAGCCUACCUUAUCGACAAUCUCAAUAAAGGUUUUAUCGAACCUUUAAUAGCGCUAUUUGCAGCUUUAGUCUUGUUUGCUAAGAAGCAAGACGGUUCCUUUCGCUUUUGUAUUGACUUCCGCGCGCUAAACAACCUCAUUCGUAAAGAUCGAUACCCUUUCCUUUUAAUCGAUAAGACCUUCGCACGUCUUUUAAGAGCUAAAAUCUUUACGAAACUCGAUAUUCGGCAAGCCUUUUAUAAAAUACGAAUGGACCCAGCUUUAAAGGAGCUUAUAACAUUUAGAACACGCUACGGUGCUUACAAGUGCAAAACCGCCGUCACUAUCGAAGAGAUCGCAGAGCUCUUAUCGACAUUCCGAGUUAUUAACCAAGUCUUAAAAGCUAAUCGGACCGCCCUUAGUUUCUUAGCACUUCGAAUUCAAGCUUCUAAAGCUGAGUCCUUACCCGUAAACUACGGUUCACAAGCCAAACUCAUUAUGAAAGGCGACCUGCUGCUUUAUGACGGCCGUUUAUUAGUUCUCGACGUUCAAAACUUGCGCUCGUUACUCGUCCGAGAAGUCUACGACCAAAAAGAAUUCAAUAGAAUCUUCGGCACCAAACUGACCCUUAGCACCGCCGCACACCCUGAAACUAACGGUCAAACCGAAAUCUAUAACCAGUACUUACAAAAGCGCCUCCGUCCUUUCUUAGAUAUGCGCCCGUUCUUUACCUCUCGACCGUUAAAGAAGCUCGAUAACCCGACGAACGGACCGUUCGAAGUUACCGACAACGUCUAUAGCAGCUUCAAACUCAAGCUCCUCGAGUCAAUAAAAGUUCACCUAGUCUUUUACCCCGGACGAUUACGAAAAGCUUUUAAUGACUCUACCUUCAGGCAAAUCAUUCUUAAACCUGACUCGAUUAAUAUUACUAGCGAACUUGAGUACGAAGUAGAAAACAUCCUAGCGAUACGCUAA